Aspergillus tanneri is the source of this 315-nucleotide messenger RNA. RefSeq lists its product as uncharacterized. The record is from RefSeq and is a predicted model, not a curated record. The transcript is spliced from 2 exons. NCBI's taxonomy places the organism in Eukaryota, Fungi, Ascomycota, Eurotiomycetes, Eurotiales, Aspergillaceae. Bases 1 to 315 code for a protein of 104 amino acids.
AUGCCCGACGACCAAGUCUCCGACGUGCAAUCCGCGGCGUGGGAUCAGCUGAUGCAUAACUGGGCGCGCAACAGCAUGCAGGACCUGAGUGACCGCGCGCUUCUGACGGCCAGUUACUCCGUCGGGAUGAUGCUGGCCCACGGGGAGGCGUCGGCCGCGGCCGACUGGCAGGCCACGAAGGUCCUGCGGGAGAGUUACGCCUCGGUGCGGGAGCGGUUCCUCGCGGCCCCGAUGACCGCGUCAUAUCUGUGCCGGGCAUCGAGGACAGCUGCGGGUGCCGUUGCAUCGGGGGAUCGUGGAUCAUCCGACGUAUGA